Messenger RNA from Pedinophyceae sp. YPF-701, 1932 nucleotides. Lineage: Eukaryota; Viridiplantae; Chlorophyta; Pedinophyceae. The record is from the annotation of a GenBank genome assembly.
AUGGGCAAGCUUCAGAAGGCGGGAAAGACGGGCAAUGCGGCGCAGUAUUUGACGCGCAAUCAGGCGUUGAAGAAACUGCAGCUGAAGCUGCAUGACUUCCGGCGCCUGUGCAUCCUCAAGGGCGUGCACCCGCGCGAGCCGAAGAAGAAACCGCACGGCCGGCACAAGACCUACUACCACGUCAAAGACAUCAACUUCCUGCUGCACGAGCCCCUCCUCGAGCGCUUCCGCGAGAUCCGCGCGUACGAGCGCAAGAUUCGGCGCGCCCUGGGGCGGAAGAACCGGGAACUGGCUGACCGACUGAAAACGCGCCGCCCGGGGUACCGCCUGGACCACCUGGUGCGCGAGCGGUACCCGUCGUUCGUCGACGCGGUCCGCGACCUCGACGACCCGCUCUCGAUGCUGCACCUCUUCGCGGCGCUGCCCGCGGAGCGUCGGUUCGAGAUUCCGCAAAAGCAGGUCGAGGCCGCCCGGCGGCUGGUGCUGGAGUUCCAGGCGUGGGUGGUGAAGACGAACGCGCUGCGGAAGGUCUUCGUGAGCGUCAAGGGCACCUACUACCAGGCCGAGGUCAUGGGGGAGUCGGUCACGUGGCUGACGCCGCACGCCCUGAGUCAGGCGCUCCCGUCCGACGUGGACUACCGCGUCAUGCUCACCUUCCUCGAGUUCUACAUCACGCUCGCCAAGUUCGUCAACUUCAAGCUCUACCACGCCCUCGGCGUGCGCUACCCGCCCAUCCUCGACGACAAGCUCGAUCGCGCAGCCGCGGGCCUCGAGGCGCUGAUGCGCGACAUCGAGGGCGACGGCGACGGCGAGGAGGGCGACGGGAGCGACGGGAGCGAGCUGGAGCCGGACAGCGGCAGCGAGGACGGGGACGGUGGGAGCGAGGAGGGGGAUGGUGGGGAGGGGGAGGGGGGGGGUGUUGGGCAGGGGAAGAAGCUGGUGGGCGGGUCGGCGAACGCGCAGGCGGAUGACGACGCGGAGAUCUGCCGGACGCUGUUCCGCGGGCUGGUGUUCUACCUCGGGCGAGAGACCCCCCGGGAGAUGCUGACGUUCGUCAUCCGCAGCUUCGGGGGCGUCGCGGGGUGGGACGGCGAGGGGUCGCCGGUGACCGAGCGCGACCCGUCCGUGACGCACCACGUCGUGGACCGCCCCCAGCAGGGCCACAGGUACCUAUCGCGGGAGUACGUGCAACCUCAGUGGGUGCUCGACUCGGCCAACUUCCGGUGCAUGGCUCCGACGGAGCUGUACGCGCCCGGGCGCGUGCCCCCGCCGCACCUGAGUCCGUUCGUGGACGACGAGGAGGAGGGCUACGUGCCGGACCACGCGCGCGUGAUGAAGAAGCUGCAGCAGGUGGCGGCGGCGGCGCGGCGGCAGGGGCUGACGGCGGAGGGCGGGUUCGUGGACGACGAGGCCGCGGAGGACGCCGCGGAGGACGCGGCUGCGGCCGGCGCGGCCGGCGGCGGCGACGCCGGCGCGGCGGCCGCGCUCGAGCGCAGGUACAACAGGGAGCUGACGAAGGAGCUAGGGGGGGGUGUUAAGGACGGGGCCCCGGCGGAGGCGAUCGACGAGGACGAGGAGGAGGACGACGCGUCCGACGAGGCGGAGUCCGACGAGGCGGGUGGGUCCAGCGACGACGACGACGGCAGCGCGGAGGAGGAGCUGGGGGCGCCGGCGGCAGGCGGGGGCAGGAAGCGCGGGCGCGGGCCGGUGCCGGGGUCGGGUACGGUGGAGCUGCCGGAGGGCGGGGAGGACGAGGGGCUGGAGGCGGGCGCGGCGGCGCGGUCGCUGAUGACGUCGAAGCAGCGCAAGUUCUACCACCGCAUCAAGGAGGCGCAGCACCACAAGAAGCAGAAAGUCGAGGUGCUGGAGCGGCGGAAGGCGGCGCACGCGGAGGCGGAGGCGCGGCGGAAGGGUCGGCGGGCGCGGGCGUGA